Messenger RNA from Toxotes jaculatrix (banded archerfish), 1722 nucleotides. Its product is annotated as NIPA-like protein 2. The transcript is spliced from 11 exons. Lineage: Eukaryota; Metazoa; Chordata; Actinopteri; Toxotidae. Gene Ontology annotation, biological process: magnesium ion transport. Bases 152 to 1243 code for a protein of 363 amino acids. Gene Ontology annotation, molecular function: magnesium ion transmembrane transporter activity. Gene Ontology annotation, cellular component: membrane. The record is from RefSeq and is a predicted model, not a curated record.
CGAGGAACUUUUCCCUCUGAGUUUGCUCUGAAGCGACAGGGGACGUGGGAUGCAUGGGAUGGGAUGAGGUGAAGGACAGCGGACAAAGAUGUGAAGAGAGUGGGAGCGGGGAUCUAGAAGAAUAUAAUUUCCUGCUUACAAUAAGGAAAACAUGGCGAAUUCAAGUUCUCCGCAUGCGGAUCCUCAAAUGACCUCAGCUCACCGGUCUGAGAUCCUGGAAAACCCACUCCGGACCUAUCUCCUGGGAAUCAUCAUCUCUAUAUGUGGGAAUGUCCUCAUCAGCAUUUCACUCAACAUACAGAAAUAUGCCCACGUUCGCCAGUCUCAGCGUGGCUCCAAGCCCUAUUACACCUCCGUGAUGUGGUGGUUCGGUGUGGUUCUCAUGGGUAUUGGGGAACUGGGGAACUUUGCUGCCUAUGGCUUUGCCCCAGCAUCGCUCAUAGCCCCGCUGGGCUGUGUGUCUGUCAUAGCCAGUGCCAUCAUAUCUGUGGUUUUCCUGAAGGAGACGGUGCGGGCCUCUGACAUCGUUGGUGGCACCCUGGCAAUAACAGGAACAUAUCUCCUGGUGACCUUUGCCCCCCACACUUCCACACACAUCACAGCCCAUCUGGUCCAGUACUAUGCCAUCAGCUGGCACUUCCUGCUCUACCUUUUUAUAGAGGUCAUCGUCUUUUGCAUCCUGCUCUAUCUGUACAAGAGGAAGAAAGUGAAGCACAUUGUCAUUGUGAUGCUGCUGGUGGCCCUGCUCGCCUCUCUGACAGUCAUCUCAGUCAAAGCUGUGUCAGGGAUGAUCACAGAGUCGAUAAAAGGCCAGCUGCAGCUCAUCUACCCCAUUUUCUACGUAAUGCUUGUCGUCAUGGUUGCCUCCUGUGCCUUCCAGAUCAAAUUUCUCAAUCAGGCAAUGAAAAUGUUUGAUGCCACAGAGGUGGUUCCUAUCAACUUUGUGUUUUUCACCGCAAGUGCCAUUGUUGCAGGGAUAGUAUUUUACCAGGAAUUCGAAGGCUUGGCUUUACUGAACAUUUUUAUGUUCCUUUUUGGUUGUCUUCUGUCUUUCCUUGGAGUUUUCCUGAUAGCCCGAAACAGGCCAAAGAUAAAGCAACAGGAUCGCAACUUUAUUGCAAUGGACAGGAUCCCUGGGAGAAGGCACACAGACAAAGUGCAGCCUGAGGCAAAGACUUCGACAUACGGAUCGCUGGCAGCCAAACUCAUGUGCAACAGAGCUGGCCAAACAGACGAUUCAUAGGACCAGCUCCAUCUGUCGGGACUGUAAUUUUGGUAGAUUUGUAUGUGUGUGUGUGCAUGCCUCUUCCUGGGUGCUUCAAUAAUAUCUCUAUUUAUAGAAAUAAAUGGUAGGCAGCAAGUCAAACUAGUGCCAGCUGAGCGCCAGUAUCCGUGGCCAUAUUGGUGUUAAAUUUAUAUGCCAAAAAGUACCUCGCUCAAAAAAGAACUCUUAUUUAUCCAAGAGAAUUUUCUGUUUCUCUUGUGUUUACAGAAUUUCCCGCAGGGUAAUCAGUAAAACCUGAGACAAAAGACUGACUCUAAAUUAGAUAAAACACAUCAGGAUCAAAGAGCAACAUCAGAUUUAAUAGUAGCAACUUUUAAUUUGAAAGAGGUCUAGGUCUAGCCACUGUGACAAAUUCCUCAUGAUAAAACAUAUGAAUUGUGUUAAUCAGUUGAAUAAAUUCAUCUAUCUGUGAUCAGUUUUCAAUAAACAAGGGCAAA